AUGUCGUGGAAAGACUGGCUGUACGGCGUGUUGGCCGCGUCUGCGGCGUUUGCAGCGUUCACAGUAUGGCAAAACCGACCCAAGAAUGAACUUCUUCGACCAAAGACACGUGGAGUAGCUUCGCUUAUUGGUAACACUCCGAUGGUGGAGAUCGAGUCGCUUCUGCGUGUUACUGGGUGCAAAAUCUAUGCCAAACUCGAGCUUAUGAACCCGGCUGGCCUGGCCAAGGAUAGAGUGGCGCUUGCAGUUAUUAGGGAGAACGAAAGACUCGGACGCUUGAGACCUCAUCAUGGAGAUGUUAUCUUUGAGGGUACUUCUGGAUCUACUGGUAUCUCGUUUACGGUGUUGGCUAAUGCUUUGGGAUAUACGGCUCAUAUUUGUCUUCCUGACGAUACGUCGCCUGAAAAGAUGCAGCUUUUGAAAUCCUUGGGUGCUGAAUUGGAGCCUGUCAAGCCGGCGCCUAUAGUUGAUCCUAACCAGUAUACUAAUGCUGCUCGGAACGGUGCUGCCAGAAUCAAUGAAGACGAGGGGAACGAAAGAAACGCUAUUUUUGCUGACCAGUUUGAGAAUGAUUUCAAUUGGAGGGUGCAUUACGCCACUACUGGCCCAGAAAUCUGGACUCAGAUGGACCAGAACAUCGAUGCCUUUGUUACUGGCUCAGGUACUGGAGGUACCAUUCUGGGAGUCUCCAAAUACCUCAAAAGCAAGCUGCCGCUGGUUCGUGUGGUGCUCGCAGACCCUCAAGGGUCGGGUCUUGCGAAUAGAGUUAACUUUGGUGUCAUGUACGAUACUGUGGAGAGGGAAGGUAAAAGAAGACGGCACCAGGUGGAUACCAUGGUGGAGGGCAUUGGCUUGAACAGACUAACGUGGAACUUCAAGCAGGGAGAACAAAACAUAGACAAUGCUAUCAGGGUGACUGAUGACCAGGCGGUGAAAAUGGCCAAGUACCUAUGUGUUAACGAUGGGUAUUUCUGGGGACUGUCAGCAGCGGUGAACUGUGUUGCAGCGGUUAAAACAGCCCAGGAACUCGGCCCUGGCCAUAAUAUUGUCGUCGUUGCCUGUGACUCAGGAGCCAGGCACCUCCUGAAGUUCUGGAAACUGGCUGCUGAGGUUCCAUCUACAAUCACUCUUGAAGAGGUGCUCGCAUAA
Messenger RNA from Candidozyma haemuli, 1149 nucleotides. RefSeq names its product putative cysteine synthase. The transcript has a single exon. Lineage: Eukaryota; Fungi; Ascomycota; Pichiomycetes; Serinales; Metschnikowiaceae. The record is from RefSeq and is a predicted model, not a curated record. Gene Ontology annotation, cellular component: cytoplasm. Gene Ontology annotation, molecular function: cysteine synthase activity. Bases 1 to 1149 code for a protein of 382 amino acids.